This is a messenger RNA of Cokeromyces recurvatus, 4185 nucleotides long. Its product is annotated as L-aminoadipate-semialdehyde dehydrogenase. Bases 1 to 4185 code for a protein of 1394 amino acids. The transcript is spliced from 3 exons. Gene Ontology annotation, molecular function: L-aminoadipate-semialdehyde dehydrogenase [NAD(P)+] activity; phosphopantetheine binding. Gene Ontology annotation, biological process: L-lysine biosynthetic process. NCBI's taxonomy places the organism in Eukaryota, Fungi, Mucoromycota, Mucoromycetes, Mucorales, Mucoraceae. The record is from RefSeq and is a predicted model, not a curated record.
AUGGUGAAUGCAAAUGAUAAUAUCCCAUUCUGGAAGACACAUCUUCAAAAUUUAACUGACUUACAAGUACCGACAGAUUAUCCUAGAUCUUUGCCUCCACGUACAGUAGAAGAGGUUCAAGCAUUUGAUCUUCCUGAACAAACAUUAAUGAGUCUUGUCCAAUUUUCUUUAAUACCUGUUCGUCCUACACCUUUUCAUAUCAUCUUAGCUGCAUUUUCGGUUCUCUUACAACGUUAUACAGGUGAUGAAGACUUUCCUAUCGGUACUUCUUCUCCAACUGGUAAUCCUUUAAUCCUACGUCUAAAUGUAGAUCCUACUAAAUCAUUAAGUAAUCUGAUCGACAUGAUUACAAAGGUCGAACAAGAAGCUUUAAUGCAUGAAACAUCAAUUGAUCAAAUAUAUGAAGCUAUCUAUGAAGGCAUUGAUAUGGAUUCUAGACGUCCACUUUGUCGAGUUCGGUUUUAUAAUGCGAUUGAUACACCAUCUCAACAGCACUUGAAGAAUACAUCAGCUAGCUCUGAUUUAACAAUCUUUAUUUCUUCUCCUGAGCAAUCCUCCUCUCUUAGAACCUCUUUUCUUCGUCCUAUAUCUAUUCGUAUUGUCUAUAAUCAAAUUUUAUUCUCUCCUAAACGUAUCAGUUACAUCUUUUCACAGUUGGUUACUUUAAUCGAAGCAGCUGCUAAAAAUCAGGAUCUACCAGUAGGUAAGAUCCUUUUGUCCGAUUCAGGUUUACCUGGUUCUCCGCUUCCAGAUCCAACUUUAGAUUUGCAUUGGUCUCAAUGGAGAGGUGCUAUCACAGAUAUCUUUGCUUCAAAUGCUAGUAAGCACCCUGAACGUACUUGCAUCGUAGAAUCUCUGGAUGGUACAGACAAGAGGAUUAUUUAUAAUUAUCAACAAAUUCAUUAUGCUUCUAAUAUGGUGGCUCAUUACCUAUUAAAUAAUGGAAUCCAAAGAGAAGAUGUAGUUAUGAUUUAUGCCUUUAGAGGUGUUGAUCUUGUUAUUGCCAUAAUGGGUGUUCUUAAAGCUGGUGCUACCUUUAGUGUAAUUGAUCCUGCUUAUCCUCCUGCUCGUCAAGAAAUUUAUCUUUCUGUUGCAAAACCUCGUGGAUUGAUUGUUUUGAAAGAAGCUGGUUCUAUUGCUGAUUCAGUAAGAGACUACAUUAAGAGAGAACAACAUAUUAUUUGUGAAAUUCCAAGUCUCAAGAUUGAUCCUAAUGGACAUCUAUAUGGUGGUAUUUCGAAUAAUAAUACAGAGGAUUUAUUAGAUAAUGUUCGUGAUAAAGCUUCUAAAAAUGUCAAUGUUGUGAUUGGUCCUGAUAGCAUUGGCACUUUAAGUUUCACAAGUGGUAGUACGGGUAUUCCUAAGGGUGUACGGGGUCGACACUUUUCUUUAACCCAUUUCUAUCCUUGGAUGGCAGAAACGUUUGGACUUUCAAGUAAUGAUAAGUUUACGAUGCUUUCAGGUAUUGCACAUGAUCCUAUUCAACGUGAUAUCUUUACUCCUCUAUUCUUGGGUGCGGAGCUACAUGUUCCUACAUCUGAAGACAUUGGUAUCCCCGGACGUCUUGCUGAAUGGAUGAAUAAAUCUCAAGUCACCGUCACUCAUUUGACACCUGCUAUGGGUCAACUUUUAUCUUCUCAUGCUCAAGUAGAGAUUCCAUCGUUACUGAAUGCUUUCUUUGUUGGCGACAUCUUAACUAAGCGUGAUGCAGCUCGUAUUCAAAAGUAUGCUCCUAAUGUUGCUGUCAUCAAUAUGUAUGGUACUACUGAAACGCAACGUUCUGUUUCUCAUUUUAUUGUACCUGCUCGCUCUACUCACCCUGCAUUCUUAACUUCUCAAAAGGAUGUCAUUGCAGCUGGUAAAGGCAUGGUAAACGUUCAGCUCUUGGUUGUCAAUCGUCAUGAUCGUACAAAGAUGUGUGGUGUAGGUGAGAUUGGCGAAAUCUAUGUUCGUGCUCCUGGUCUUGCUGAGGGGUAUCUUGAAUUACCUGAAGCCACAGCUGAGAAAUUCAUUCCUAAUUGGUUUGUGCCAAACCCUUACGAGAAUGAAGAUCAUGAUGAAUCGUGUGUAGAAGGGAAUGCAUGGAAGGAAUUCUAUUUAGGUAAACGAGACCGUAUGUAUCGCUCAGGUGAUUUAGGUCGAUAUCGUCCUGAUGGAAAUGUUGAAUGUACGGGUCGUGCUGAUGAUCAAAUCAAGAUUCGUGGGUUCCGUAUUGAACUAGGUGAGAUCGAUACCCAUUUGUCUCAACAUCCCUGUAUUCGUGAAAAUGUUACUCUGGUUCGUCGUGAUAAGAAUGAAGAGCAGACAUUAGUUGCCUACUUUGUGCCAAAUAUCUCUGCUACAAAUGCCGACUUUGCAAGUGCAACUGAAGAUGAUGAACAAGAUCAUGAUCCUAAUGAUCUUCGUUCAACUCAUCGUUACCGUAGACUGAUUCGACACAUCCGUGAUUACUUGAAGCAAAAGCUUCCAUCCUAUGCUAUCCCCUCUGUCUUUGUACCUUUAGUUCGUAUGCCGCUUACCCCGAAUGGUAAAGUAGAUAAGAAUGCUUUACCAUUCCCAGAUACGGCUCAUUUCAAUAAAAAGGUCGUUACAUCAAAUCAGGGUCCACUUUCAGCUAUGUCGCCUAAUGAAGCUAUUAUUCAUGACAUCUGGAAAGAACUUCUCCCAGCUUCUGAUCCUGUCAUUGAUGUAAAUGAAAAUUUCUUUGAUAUCGGUGGUCAUUCCUUGAUUGCUACACGUCUUAUUUUUGAAAUUCGUCAGAGGUUCCAGGUGGAUACUCCUCUUGGUCUUGUCUUUGCUGAACCCACCAUCGCUGGUCUUGCUCGUGAAGUCACAAAGUUACAAAGUAGUGAUUUGUUACUUGAGGGCAACACUCAUCCAGAGCCAUCCAAGGAAACAGCGGGAAAGAAGGAAGAAGUAGAUUAUGCUGCUGACCUUGAGCUCUUGGGUCAAGAAUUUAUUGCCACCUCUUAUCGUCCUUUAGUGACUCCUAAUGAGGGACGUAGAUUUGUGUUGACAGGCUGUACUGGUUUCUUGGGCGCCUUUAUCCUUGAUAAACUCCUUAGUUAUCCUGAUACAGAGAAGGUCAUCUGUAUUGUUCGUGCUAAAGACAAAUCACUUGCCUUCCAACGUGUCAAACAAGCUGCGAUGAAUCAUUUAGUUUGGAAGGAGGACUGGGAAAAUCGUAUUGAGGCUAUCUGUGGUGAUUUGGCAGGUGACCACUUGGGACUCUCAGAGGAGGAUUGGAACUAUUGUACAUCAUCGUCAGAUGCAGUUAUUCACAAUGGUGCUCUUGUCCAUUGGGUCUAUCCAUAUCAUCAAUUGCGUGCACCCAAUGUCCUCGGUACCCUUUGGGCUAUGCGUUUAGCAACUGAACACACUCAAAAGUCAUUCCAUUUCGUCUCCUCUACUUCCGUUCUCGAUACCCCCGCCUAUAUUGAACCUGGUUUGCCUGUCUCUGAAGAAGAUGAUCUUGAAAGAGGACGUACAGGACUUGAAAACGGAUAUGGUCAAAGCAAGUGGGUAGCAGAAAAGCUGAUUAUGGAGGCUCAAAGACGUGGUAUGCCUGCCACCAUCAUCCGACCUGGUUAUAUCUUGGGUGAUUCACGCACCGGUGUCACAAAUACGGAUGAUUUUAUCUGGCGUUUGUUAAAGGGAUGUGUAGAACUUGGCUAUUUACCUGCUAUGGCUAAUGAUGUUAACUGUUGUUCAGUCGACUAUGUUGCCUCGGUUGUCGCAAGCUCGGCUUAUCAUCAUGAAGUAUCUACAAAAUUACGUGUUCUUCAGGUGACGCAUCCAGCAAACUUCACCUUUAAUGAUCUAUUUGGUGCAUUAUUAACUUUUGGUUACUCAUGCCAACAGACAGAAUACAUUGAUUGGAGAAACAAGUUGAUGGAGUACACACUCAAGUCACAAAAUCAUUCACUUUUCCCUCUUCUUCAUUUUGUCUUGGAUGAUUUACCAACAUCUACUAAGAGUGCUCUAUUGGAUGAUAGUCAUACUAAAAGCUUGUUAGCUCUUGAUAACGUUCAACAACCCUUAAUGACUCUUGAUUUGCUAGGUCUCUAUCUAGCUUAUCUAAUUAAAGUUGGAUAUAUGCCUACACCUACAGCUCAUGAUGGUCGCCCUCUACCUAAAUUGAACGCAAAUGUUACUUUAUUACAACGUAGUGGUGCCAAGCAUUAA